Homarus americanus (American lobster) is the source of this 2715-nucleotide messenger RNA. Its product is annotated as zinc finger and BTB domain-containing protein 7C-like. The record is from RefSeq and is a predicted model, not a curated record. The transcript has 6 exons. Gene Ontology annotation, molecular function: protein binding. Lineage: Eukaryota; Metazoa; Arthropoda; Malacostraca; Decapoda; Nephropidae. The coding region runs from base 190 to 1752 and encodes 520 amino acids. Gene Ontology annotation, cellular component: nucleus. Gene Ontology annotation, biological process: regulation of transcription by RNA polymerase II.
UCGCCGCUGGAGACAGUGUGGCCGCGGCACUGGUCGAGGGAGGCGGAGGGUGGCUUGUGGUCCUCAGAAAUAAACGCUUCGUUCCUGUACUGUAUUACACCUGCCUUCAUUAAUAAUGUCACAUCAUUAACCUGCCUCAAGUAUUCUUAAUAAACAACAACGUAACGGAGGUGAAAUCACUUAUUCAAGAUGGCAGAAGGAAUGCUCUCUUUGUCUUGGAACAAUCAUAGUUCAACAUUCUGCCAUAUGCUGUCUGCACUACGAGAGGUGGAAAGGUACACUGAUGUGACUGUAGCCUGUGAAGGCAAAUUCUACCCUGUACACAAGCUAGUACUAUCAACCUGUAGUGAUUACUUUCUAAAAAUGUUUGAAUGUACUCCAUGCAAACAUCCUGUCAUCGUACUGAAGGAUGUUCAGAGUAAAGACAUGGAGGCUCUCCUAAGCUACAUGUAUGCUGGCAUAGUAAGUGUGGCACAGUCUGAUCUAGCACAAUUGAUCAAAGCUGCAGAACUUCUUCAAAUCAAAGGCUUAGCUGUACCUGAUGAACCUCCUGUCAGCAACAGAAGAGGGCGUAACACAGCAGAUGAUAGUGAUAGUCCACAUCCAAAGAGACAUAAACGACAAGACCAGAAUCUAGGAGAACACCAGAGUGGUGAUUUAUCCUCUCCACGCUCUCCGGUAUAUGAUGAUGACUUGCAAGAAGACAAAACAGACAUUCCCGGAGAGUCACCGACAAUGACUUUCAAAUCAUACCAUGGAGAGGAACUUGCAGAUAGAGAAACCAGCCAAUCAAACUCAAGGAAGGACCAUAGAACUGCACAUCAGACAGACAAUAAAGUGGAAGAUGAAGCAUCUUUACAUGAGCGUCACUUAUCACAGGUUGUGACUAUGGUAGAUGACACACUGAUUAAAGAAGAAAUGGUCGAGGAAGGGAAUGAUAGUGGGAUGACAGACACAGUAUUUGACUACAGUAACCUGGAGGCUGACAUGGGUUUGGAUGAUCAUGAAGCAGGAGAGAACCAGUCAGGUCUUAUGGUACCUGGCAGAUAUGAUCAUCAGCGCCACGAUCAGUCUUUUCUCCGCCAGUUCCAUCAGUCUGAGAGUAGUUCAGAUGCUCGACCAGGACCCUCGCUGCUUCAUGGGUGGCAGAACCCGGGUGAUAUUGGUGAAAGUUCAGGAGGCCAGGGAUACACCCAGGAGGCACCUCUGCCUGGCCACAUGGACUCACACUCUCUCUACCCUUUGAUCAGCCUGACCACUGGUGGUCAGAGUACCAGCGGAGGAGGAGCCCUAGAAGUUGGGAAGAGCCAAUCUACUAUCUACGAUUUGCACAAGAAUCCCUUCUAUUCUUACUCCAAUCCCGAGAAAGAUAUUUUGAUACGAGGCAGUUACACUUUCAUGGGGAAGAAAAAAAACAAAAAGCCAUAUUCAUGUGCACAGUGUCCAUAUGCUACUGCUUCAAAGAGUAAUCUCGUCAUUCACCUUCGUACUCACACUGGGGAAAGACCAUAUUCCUGUCCUCAGUGUUCAUUUACUGCUUCCUUUGAAUACAAUCUAAAGGUUCAUAUGCGAACCCACACAGGAGAGAAACCAUACACAUGUCCAAAUUGUCCUCUAAAAUUUUCUCAGAAAGCUCACCUUAAAAAUCAUAUUUUUACCCAUACUGGGGAAAAGCCAUUUUCCUGCCAGAUGUGCACAGCUAGAUUCAGCCGAAGGAGCAAUCUGAGGAGACAUAUUAGGACACACGAGUAAACUCUUCUGUGUAGCAUAGGAUGAUGUAGCUUGUGAUAGAAGCAUGUAACUAAUACAGGAGUCAUAAUGCAUGAAUGCUGUACAGUAUUUUCAUUCCAUUUUUAGAUUUUCGUGGCAUGCUGAAGAGCCUGUGCCUGUUAAUUACAUAUAGUUGUGUGAAUAUUAUGCUGGACUUUCUUUGGUUAUCUAGUGAAAAAUCUUAAGUGGAACUACUGUAUUUCUAAUGCCUCAGCAUAAUUAUAUGUAAUAUAUGCUUUAUUAAUGGCUGUAGACCUUAGUAUUCAUUCGAAGAAUACUGAAGAACCACAGUGUAGUAUAAUAUAUUCUUUACAAUUCUUGUACAGUUUUGGUCACUAUUGACCAAUUAACUAAGAUCUGUCUUUUUUUUUAUAGUAUCCACUAUAGUGUGAAGAAACUGAUUGGUUUCUGGUUGCUGAGUCACAACCUCACAUCAACAAAUUUAAAGCCAUCUUUUUCUGGUUAGGGUUUGGUCAAAUAUAUUCGUGUGAAAAUAUAGACUUUAACCUGAAAAAUUCCACGAUUGUACGUAUAUUAAUACUUAGUAUCCAGCAAUACUGUACGUACAGUAUAUGGGAGCUGAGAUAAACAUGAGCACAGCUUAGUCAAUAGGUCAAUUAAUAAAAAGUUUAUGAAUGAACAUAUGCAUUAUUUAACUUUUGAGCGCAUUGAUAAACUUUGAACCAAAAGGUUGAGGCUACAGAGGUUCUCUUCAAUAGCUCCAUUGCUUCCGAUUUAUCUAACUUGGUAAUUUGGAUUCCAGUAUCUGCCAUGUCACAAGUUUAUAUCGGUGAUAUGUUUUACUUAUUUGAGUAUACUUAACUAAGUCUCAGGGCAAUAUUAUGGACUUACACCAUGAGGGGUAAAAAUCAGAUAAGUUUUUGUAAGUGAGAAGUACUGUACUCAUGUUCAUGUUGUUUGAUUUUUAAUAAACAUUAAAAUACA